Molecule: messenger RNA, 1959 nt
Organism: Rangifer tarandus platyrhynchus (Svalbard reindeer)
Lineage: Eukaryota; Metazoa; Chordata; Mammalia; Artiodactyla; Cervidae
Source: the annotation of a GenBank genome assembly
AUGGAGCCUUCGGGCAGUGAACAGUUAUUUGAGGACCCUGAUCCCGGAGGCAAAUCCCAAGAUGCAGAGGCCAGAAAGCAAACAGAAUCAGAACAAAAGUUAUCUAAAAUGACCCACAAUGCUUUGGAGAACAUUAACGUGAUUGGCCAAGGCUUGAAGCAUCUCUUCCAGCACCAGCGCAGGAGGUCGUCUGUGUCUCCCCACGAUGUGCAACAGAUUCAGGCAGACCCAGAGCCUGAAAUGGAUGUGGAAAGCCAGAACGCGUGUGCUGAGACUGAUGGUGUCCCCACCCACCCCACAGCUCUGAAUCGUGUCCUGCAGCAGAUCCGCGUGCCGCCCAAGAUGAAGAGAGGGACGAGCCUGCAUAGCAGGCGGGGCAAGCCAGAGGCCCCGAAGGGAAGUCCACAGAUCAACAGGAAAUCUGGCCAGGAGAUGGCAAGCGUCAUGCAGUCCGGCCGACCCAGGUCUUCAUCCACUACCGACGCUCCUUCCAGCUCCGCCGUGAUGGAAAUAGCUUGUGCCGCUGCCGCUGCUGCUGCGUGUCUGCCAGGGGAUGAGGUGUCUGCAGAGCGGAUCGAGCGGUUGGAAGUAAGCAGCCUCGCCCAGACCUCCAGUGCGGUGGCCUCCAGCACAGAUGGCAGCCUUCACACAGACUCGGUGGAUGGAACCCCAGACCCUCAGCGCACAAAGGCCGCUAUUGCCCACCUGCAACAGAAGAUCCUGAAGCUCACAGAACAAAUCAAGAUUGCACAGACGGCCCGGGACGACAAUGUGGCCGAGUACCUGAAGCUGGCCAACAGUGCGGACAAGCAGCAGGCCGCCCGCAUCAAGCAGGUCUUUGAGAAGAAGAACCAGAAGUCAGCCCAGACCAUCCAGCAGCUGCAGAAGAAGCUCGAGCACUACCACCGGAAGCUCCGGGAGGUGGAGCAGAAUGGGAUCCCCCGGCAGCCAAAGGACGUCUUCAGGGACAUGCACCAGGGGCUGAAGGACGUGGGCGCCAAGGUGACUGGCUUCAGCGAAGGCGUGGUGGACAGCGUCAAGGGCGGGCUAUCCAGCUUCUCCCAGGCAACCCACUCAGCCGCCGGGGCCGUGGUCUCCAAGCCCAGGGAGAUCGCGUCUCUCAUUCGGAAUAAGUUUGGCAGCGCCGACAACAUCCCCAGCCUGAAGGACUCUUUAGAGGAAGGGCAGGUGGACGAGGCGGGGAAGGCGUUGGGGGCCAUUUCCACCUUUCAGUCCAGCCCCAAGUAUGGGAGUGAGGAAGACUGUUCCAGCGCCACCUCAGGCUCAGUGGGUGCCAACAGCACUGCCGGCCUCGCCGUAGGAGCGUCCAGCUCCAGAACCAACACCCUGGACAUGCAGAGCUCAGGACUCGAUGCACUGCUCCACGAGGUCCAGGAGAUCCGGGAAACCCAGGCCCGACUCGAGGAAUCCUUUGAGACCCUCAAGGAACAUUAUCAGAGGGACUAUUCGCUAAUAAUGCAGGCCUUACAGGAGGAGCGAUAUAGAUGUGAACGAUUAGAAGAACAACUGAAUGACCUAACAGAGCUCCACCAGAAUGAAAUCUUGAACUUGAAGCAGGAAUUGGCCAGCAUGGAAGAGAAGAUUGCGUAUCAGUCCUACGAACGGGCCCGGGACAUCCAGGAGGCCCUGGAGGCGUGCCAGACCCGCAUCUCCAAGAUGGAGCUGCAACAGCAGCAGCAGCAGGUGGUUCAGCUGGAGGGGCUGGAGAAUGCCACUGCGAGGAACCUGCUGGGCAAGCUCAUCAACAUCCUCCUGGCGGUCAUGGCGGUCCUUUUGGUCUUCGUGUCCACGGUUGCCAACUGCGUGGUCCCGCUCAUGAAGACUCGCAGCAGGACGUUCAGCACGUUACUCCUCGUGGUGUUCAUCGCCUUUCUCUGGAAGCACUGGGACGCCCUCCUGGGCUACGUGCAGCGCUUCUUCUCCUCCUCACCCAGAUGA